AUGACCACAACAAAUCCAAGAAUCAACCUCGUCCGCAUCGCACAUGUCUACUACACGCACAAAGAAAUCAACAAAGCCCACGACUUCCUCCUAGACUUCGGCUUCCAGGAAGUCAAGCGCGCAGGCAAAGAAAUCUACUACCGCGGCACGAGCGCCCAGCCAUUCGUAUACUGCGCCCGACAAGGCGACGAGGACGUCUUCGGCGGCGCGGCUUUCGUCGUCGAGUCGGAGGCUGAUCUCAUUGCUGCGACAAAUUUACCCGGGGCGACGGAGAUUUAUCCGCUUGAUGCGCCUGGUGGUGGUCGUUGUGUUACUUUCUAUGAUCCUGUCGAUAAGUUUCCGUUCCAUCUUGUGUACGGGCAGACGUUAUAUGAUGAGGAGAAGGCGUUGCCGCAAUUGGACUUUAAUUUCCCGACGGAGAAACACAGGCCUGGGAAUAAAACACAGCGGUUUGCGAAGGGUCCGGCUCCUGUGCACAAGUUAGGGCACUUUGGAAUGUGCGUGACCGACUUCGCGAAGGCUUUCGAGUUCUAUACCACCAGGUUCAACUUCAAGCCAAGUGAUCUCGUCCACGACCCAACUGGAAAAGACAUAACCGCCUUCCUUCACCUGGACCGCGGCUCCGAACUAGUCGAUCACCACUGUUUCUUCUUAUUUGAAGGCCCCAAGUCGCAUGUCCACCACUCGUCAUUCGAGACGCACGAUUUCGACACCCAGGUCCUGGGUCAUGACUGGCUUCGCAGUAAGGGGUACGAGAACUGCUGGGGUGUUGGACGCCACAUCAUGGGCAGUCAGAUCUUUGAUUAUUGGUUCGACCCCUCGCGAUUCAUCAUUGAGCAUUAUGUCGAUGGUGAUUUAGUGGAUGAUCAACAUCCUAUCAAUCGAUGCCUUGCUUCGCCGGAUAAUUUGCAUGUUUGGGGUCCGGAUUUGCCUCCUACUUUCCUGCAGUAG
Penicillium bovifimosum is the source of this 951-nucleotide messenger RNA. RefSeq names its product VOC family protein. Gene Ontology annotation, biological process: L-methylmalonyl-CoA metabolic process. Bases 1 to 951 code for a protein of 316 amino acids. The record is from RefSeq and is a predicted model, not a curated record. Lineage: Eukaryota; Fungi; Ascomycota; Eurotiomycetes; Eurotiales; Aspergillaceae. Gene Ontology annotation, cellular component: mitochondrion. The transcript is spliced from 6 exons. Gene Ontology annotation, molecular function: methylmalonyl-CoA epimerase activity.